Emys orbicularis (European pond turtle) is the source of this 3762-nucleotide messenger RNA. RefSeq names its product zinc finger protein 135-like. The transcript has 12 exons. The record is from RefSeq and is a predicted model, not a curated record. The coding region runs from base 1 to 3762 and encodes 1253 amino acids. Gene Ontology annotation, biological process: regulation of DNA-templated transcription. NCBI's taxonomy places the organism in Eukaryota, Metazoa, Chordata, Testudines, Emydidae.
AUGGCUGCAGCAAAGGCAGUGACCUUCGAGGAGGUGGCUGUUUAUUUCACCGCGGAAGAGUGGGCUCUGCUGGACCCCACUCAGAGAGCCCUCUACAGGGACGUCAUGCGGGAGAAUUAUGAGAAUGUGACCUGGCUGGGAUUCCCCAUCCCUAAACCUGACCUGAUCUCCCACAUGGAGCGAGGGGAACAGCUGUGGGUGCACCAAGCAGCAGGUGAUGGGACAGCCAGUGAGAACGAGGAAGAGAAUCCCCAGCAGGGAGGCCCUGAGUUGGCAGAACCACACGGGAUGUUCUCGGGAAGGUCCCAGGGGAACGUUUGCCAGGGAGAGGCUAGCGAGAGUCAGGGCAGGUCAGAGGAGCAGUGGGGAAACCUGCCUGGGGAGAGAGAGGGUAAAUCCUCUCCUGAAGAGGGAUGUUUCAAGAAACUCAAACAGCUCCUGGACCUUAAGGGGAAGCAGAAAAGAUGGACGGGAAAAGCAGGCGCUGAAUGUGGGCAGGGCUCAGGAGAGAUGCUCCGUCUGGGAACCCACCUGGAAGAGGCAUCCCAUAGAUGCGGGGAAAGCCCCCAGCAGAACUCGAUGCCGCCACAACAUCAGAGCGCAGCCCUCACCAUCCAGCAGAGAAUCCGCUCAGAGCAGAAACCCUGCCAGUGCCCCGACUGCGGGAGAAGCUUUGUUCGGAGGUCGACCCUCAUGGCACAUCAGAGGCUCCACACGGGAGAGAGGCCCUACAAAUGCCCUGACCUGCAGAGGAAACCUUUCCCGCAUCCAGAAUCCAGGAAACACUUUGCCGAGAGCUCGGUCCGGACGAAGCACCGGCGAUUCCACCCGGGAGAGAGUCCCUAUGCGUGCCCGGACUGCGGGAAAGGAUUCAGCCUACGCUUCAACUUUGCGAUGCACCGGAGGGUCCACACGGGCAAGCGCCCCUUUUUGUGUCCUGACUGUGGAAUGGGCUUUAACCGGAGAGCCAAGCUCACUGUACAUCAGAGGGCCCAUGAGGGGGUGCGACCCGACUGCGGGAAAAGCUUCGGCCGGCAGGCACCUCUGGAGCAGCCCGGGAGAGCCCAUUGCGGGGAAAAGCCGCGUGUCUGCGCCAGCUCUGGGAAAAGAUUCAUCGACGCCUUGGCCCUGAUCGAGCACCAGCGGGGCCACACGGGAGAGAGGCCCGAUAAACACCACGAGGGCGGGAAAAGCUCCGACCUGGCCCAGCGCUCUCCGGCCCCAGAGGAGGGGCCGCGCUGCAAAAGCACAGCCCUGCCAAAACACCGGGCAGCGGAGAGACCCUACCGCUGCCUCGACUGCAGCAGGACCUUCAGCAGACGCGCCAACCUGCUCUCCCACCGGUGUGGCCACACGGACGAGCAGCCCUACAGGUGCUCGUACUGCGGGAAGAGCUUCAGCCUACGUUUCAACCUUGCGAUGCAUAGGAGAGUCCAUGCUGGCAAGCGACGUUCUGGGGUGGCCAAGGAGGCGCUGGUAUGUGCUAUUCAGCUUCCUGGAUUCAUCAGUAAUCUCCCUGACUCCAGAGAGAUUACUGAUGAACCCCAGAAGCUGAGUAACACAUACCGCCUCCUCAGCUGCCCCGGGAACCUACAUGGCGCAUAUCAAAAGCUCACGUUCUUCUUCCAGAAGAGAAGAGACAAGAGCUUUUCCCACAGGGCAGCUUGGGAUCUAGGGAGAGGAAACAGUCGAACCAAUCACAGAGCCUACACGCCUGCGAAUAAGCUCUCCAGAUUUGACCCCGACCCUCAUGGUCUCUCCCCGGUGUGGAUCCGCCGGUGCUUGAUCAAGGUGGAGCUCUCCGUGAAUCGUCUCCCGCAGUCGGCACAGACGGUGGAGGUGUCGCCGAAGUCCUUCCCGCAGUACAUGCAGACGCAGGGCCGUUCCCCGCAGUGGAUCCGGCUGUGCUUGGCCAGGUGCUUUAAAGGAGCCGGCUGCGUGUUCCCAAUGGAGAAGUGGCUCUUCCUAGAUCCUCGGCAGAGGGCCCUGUACAGAGAUGUCAUGCACGAGAGCUAUGAGACCCUGAUGUCCCUCAGUAAGGAACUGUCUGCCUUCGGUUAUGGGAAGUUGCCCCAUUCGCUGGGGCUGUGCCCAGUGCUGGUCAGCGUGAAAUAUCCCAUCCCUAAACCGGACGUGAUCUCCCGACUGGAGCAAGGGGAAGAGCCGUGGGUCCCCCCGGAUCUCCAGGGCUCUGGGGGAAGGGACCUCCCGAGAGGCGCCAGCCCAGGGACCGCGAGCGAGACCGAGGGGGAGGCUCCGCGGCCAGGAGGCCCCGAGACGGCAUCAUCGGGAAGCAGCCGGGGGAAGGUGGCCCGCAAUCCCAAAGGGGGCAAAGCCGGCAGGUCCAGAGGCCAGCAGGGAAAGCCGCCGGGGAAGAGACGGGGCAGAGAAGCUCCAUGCAAUGGAGGCUUCAAGAAAGUCCGGGAUGGGGCAGCCCUGCGGAGAGGCCAAUCGGGGGAGAGCCCCGAAGCCAGGCUCAGUGUGGACGGUAGCAGGCAACGUCCUGCGGGAGAGGAGCCCUCCCUGUGCCCGGAGUGCGGGGAGAGCUUUACGGAGAGCUCCGCCCUCCUUACCCACCAGAGAUCCCACACGGGGCAGGGCUCUUACCCAUGCCCGGAGUGUGGGGAGAGCUUCAUCGAGAGCUCCGCCCUCCUUACGCACCAGCAGUCCCACGCGGGGCAGGAGCCCGGCCCGCGGCGCCGACCCCAGGCCCCCGGCGGGAAGCGUUACCGCUGCUCGGAGUGCGGGGAGCGCUUCCGGGUGAGCUCCCACCUGGCCACCCACCUGCGCCUCCACACCGGGAUCAAGCCCUUCCAAUGCGCCGACUGCGGGAAGGGCUUCGACUGGGGCUCGCACUACGCCCGGCACCGGCGGCUGCACACCGGCGAGCGGCCCUUCCAGUGCGCCGACUGUGGUAAAUGUUUUGGGCGCAGCUCCCACCUCUACCGGCACCAGCGGGCCCACGCCGGCGGGAAGCCCCUGGAGUGCCCGGACUGCGGCAAGGCCUUCAACAGCAGCGCCUUCUUCCACAAGCACCAGCGGGCCCACGCCACCCCCCGGCAGCCCCACCGGUGCCCCGAGUGCGGGGAGAGCUUCCCCCGCAGCGCUGCUCUCGCCCGGCACCGCCGGAGCCACCGGGGCGACAAACCCUUCCGGUGCGGGGACUGUGGGAAAGGCUUUGCCUGGAGCUCCCACCUGGAGCGGCACCGGCGCGUCCACACCGGCGAGCGGCCCCACACCUGCGGGGAGUGCGGGGAGGCUUUCAGCCAGAGCGCCCACCUAGUGAAACACAAGCGGGUGCACACGGGCGAGAGACCCUUCCGGUGCGGCGACUGCGGGAAAGCCUUCACCUGGAGCUCGCACCUGGAGCGGCACCGGCACGUGCACACCGGCGAGCGGCCCCACACCUGCGGGGAGUGCGGGGAGGCCUUCAGCCAGAGCGCCCACCUGGUGAAACACAGGCGGGUGCACGCAGGGGAGAAACCCUACCGGUGCGGGGACUGUGGGAAAAGCUUCAGCCAGGCACCGGCGCUGGCCAGGCACCGGCGGCUCCACGCCGCUGGGGGGAAACCCUUCCGCUGUGCUGACUGCGGGAAGGGCUUCGCCUGGAGCUCCCACUGGGAGCGGCACCGGCGCGUCCACACCGGUGAAAAGCCUUUCCAGUGCGCCGACUGUGGGAAAUGCUUUGGCCGUAGCUCCCAUCUCUACCGGCAUCAGAGGAACCACCCCGGAGAGAAACCCUCCUCCCAAGGGGCUGAGUAA